Molecule: messenger RNA, 243 nt
Organism: Peronospora matthiolae
Lineage: Eukaryota; Oomycota; Peronosporomycetes; Peronosporales; Peronosporaceae
Source: the annotation of a GenBank genome assembly
AUGGCGGAGAUGACGAUGACGAUGACGACAAUGGCGACGAUGAGGGCGGUAAUUUCGAAAACGCGCGUCGGUGCUUCCCUGGAUCCUGGAACUGGCCGCGUUGCCGCGACGGUGGAGGUGGUAAGUGCUAUCCGGGGUCGUGGAACUGGCCCCGCUGUCGUUUUGAUGACAGGUGCUUUCCUGGCUCAUGGAAAUGGCCACGGUGCCGCUUCAAACUGUGAAGCGUUGAGCAUCAAAGCCUAG